AUGCUCGCUCGUUUCUUCGCUGUUGCCUCCAUUGUGGCUCUCGCUGUCGCCACGAGUCCCCUCGCUCUCCGCGAUGGCCAGUGCAACACCGGUGACAUCAAGUGCUGUCAGAGCUCUACCACCACUUCCAACUACAACAAGGCGGCAAGGUCUCUUGGCCUUGCGGAAAUUGCUGCUGGGAUCGUCGGCGAGGUUGGCCUUGACUGCAGCCCUGUUACUGUCAUUGGUACUGGUAGUGGUGUCUCGUGCAACCAGCGACCCAUGUGCUGCAGCGGCAACAAAAUGAACGGCCUUGUCAACAUUGGCUGCACUCCCAUUAACCUUGAAUUGUAG
This is a messenger RNA of Suillus clintonianus, 333 nucleotides long. Its product is annotated as hydrophobin. The coding region runs from base 1 to 333 and encodes 110 amino acids. Gene Ontology annotation, cellular component: fungal-type cell wall. The transcript is spliced from 3 exons. The record is from RefSeq and is a predicted model, not a curated record. Gene Ontology annotation, molecular function: structural constituent of cell wall. NCBI's taxonomy places the organism in Eukaryota, Fungi, Basidiomycota, Agaricomycetes, Boletales, Suillaceae.